CCAUCACUGGGGAAAGGAAAAUUUGCACAGGUGUUUGAAGUGACAAAAUCACCUCGUCGACAGCGAAGGAAGACUUUCUCAAGCAUAUUCAACAGGAAGGAGUCGUUUGCUGUCACUCAACCGAAAAAGAAACUGUCAGAAACAGUUGCUCCUUCGGGAAAGAGCUCCAGCUACCAGAAGCUUCGGAUGAUCAGGGGUUCUAAGAGCUCUUCCAGGAUGAACCUGCCGCCAAUGAUGUUUGGCAGCACACCAGACCUUAGCAUAAUUGCUGAGCAAUCUUCUCGCUCGUUCACUGACAGCCCAGAUGAAGCCAAAAGUGCUGAAAAUACACUCACCAAGAGCAACAAGGUCAAACGGCGGUUCACCUUCACAAGAUCCAAGUCCCCCAAAUCGGGCACACGGCGAAACUCGGAAGCGGUGACACAAUCCGGCGAAUUCUCAUCGAAUCUCUUUCGCCGUCGGAAGGAAUCCACCCAAGGUGCAAAGGUGGUCUCGCGUACCUCCAAGAGAGACAGCUCAGAUGAGUCGUCUAUAAACUGGAGCAUACCUUCGGAUCUUCCCGGCAUUGUGGAAGGGAAGAUGGACCGAGGAUCGAUGGAAAAUAUGUUUGCGGAAGUAGAGGAGCUGCGUGCCCGCUGCCAGUCAACCCCAACUAUUGCUGAGAGGAGGGAGAGCAUCUCUUCGGUUGACACGGAAGAAAUGAGGGUGCCUCACAAUGGGCCUAUAAUGGUCAACGUAGGAGUCCAAGUAGACACUGCUGACCCCAUCUUUCAGUUUCCGAGUGCGUUCCCAGGCAGCCACUAUGGUUUUUAUCACAGUGGCUCUAAUAGAAGCCCGCCAGAAACUCGAUCGGUGCCACAGAGUCCGUACAGCCUCGGGCGAAAUCGGAGGAGUGGAGCUCCAAGAGUAGUGUCCUGGGGGGUUUCAUCGAUGGGUAAUGGAGAUGUAAUGCGACCGCUGGACCAGAGACUCGAUGGCACCAGUAGCAGAAGAACUGCUCAUAUCGGAUCAUCUCCCCAGCUCAACACAGGUCGCACUAACGGUCAUUUCACGGAUACUCAAAAGAGAGACAAUGAGAAGCAGAUUAUGAGGGAAAGCUCACUGGACAGUGUCUCAACUGAUUUGGAUGAUGUCUGUGAUUCCUUGGUGAGUUCACUGCAAAACCUGACAGUUGAGUCGAGCAAACUCCACGAAGAUAACGUGACCCUCCACCAAGAAAACCUGGUAAGUGAAAAAUGAUAUAGACACUUUGGUGUAUCAAUUGGAAAAAGAAAGACAUUUGUAUUAUAGUAUUUGCAGAGUGCACAUAGUGCAAAGGACUUGUGCCCACUAUACAAUCACAGACAUCGAUUCCUUCCUAUUAUUUCAUAUGCAAAUAUCAUGUGAGUUUAGCAUCAAGCAAGCAGUGCAUUCAGAUUGAUCUGAAGCCAGAGACUGUUUUUCAUUUCCUUGUGUAGGAGGGAGAUUGCUCAACUCUAGUAUGGCUCCUAGUGAUCUUGCAAUGUGUACAGUGUGCAUGUGUAGACUACAAGUCAAUCCCUUUUACCAUUCAAACCA
Geodia barretti is the source of this 1557-nucleotide messenger RNA. Lineage: Eukaryota; Metazoa; Porifera; Demospongiae; Tetractinellida; Geodiidae. The record is from the annotation of a GenBank genome assembly.